UGCUUUGGUAGGAUUAUCUAGGCCUGAACAAACCUCUCCCCUACCUGCAGCAUGGACGUCUCUCUACUCCUCAAUGUGGAGGGUGUCAAGAAGACCAUUAUGCAUGGGGGGACGGGAGAGCUCCCCAGCUUCAUCACUGGCUCUCGAGUGACCUUUCAUUUCCGCACAAUGAAGUGUGAUGACGAGCGCACGGUGAUCGAUGACAGCAAGCAGGUGGGCCAGCCCAUGAGCAUCGUCAUCGGCAACAUGUUCAAGCUGGAGGUGUGGGAGACGCUGCUGACCUCCAUGCGGCUGGGCGAGGUGGCUGAGUUCUGGUGCGACACCAUUCACACAGGGGUCUACCCUAUGUUGUCCCGCAGUCUGCGGCAGGUGGCUGAGGGCAAGGACCCCACAAGCUGGCAUGUGCACACGUGCGGGUUGGCUAACAUGUUUGCAUACCACACGCUGGGCUACGAGGACCUGGAUGAGCUGCAGAAAGAGCCACAGCCUCUUGUCUUCCUGAUUGAGCUGUUGCAGGUGGAGGCCCCAAAUGAGUACCAGAGGGAGACGUGGAACCUGAAUAAUGAAGAGAGGAUGCAGGCGGUACCUCUUCUUCAUGGAGAAGGCAACAGGCUCUACAAGCUGGGCCGCUAUGAUCAGGCCGCCACCAAGUACCAGGAGGCCAUUGUGUGCCUGAGGAACCUUCAGACCAAGGAGAAGCCCUGGGAGGUUGAGUGGCUGAAGCUGGAGAAGAUGAUCAACACUCUGAUCCUCAACUACUGCCAGUGCCUGCUGAAGAAGGAGGAGUACUACGAGGUGUUGGAGCACACCAGCGACAUUCUACGACACCACCCAGGGAUCGUGAAGGCCUACUAUAUGCGCGCACGUGCUCACGCGGAGGUGUGGAACGCUGAGGAGGCCAAGGCGGACCUGGAGAAAGUGCUUGAGUUGGAGCCAUCCAUGCGCAAGGCGGUGCUCAGGGAACUGCGGCUGCUGGAGAGCCGCCUGGCGGACAAGCAGGAGGAGGAGCGGCAGCGCUGCCGGAGCAUGCUGGGCUAGGCUGGGCUGGAUUCCACUGAGUUAGACUGGGUUAGGUUGGGUGGGAGCUGCGGGUUGAAGCCCUGGGGCGAAGGCUGGGGCUAUGGACUGGGUAUCUGUAGCCACGCUGCUCCUCUUGCUGCAGGGUGCCCCAGGGGAGGUGUUCUUGGCUACCAGGAGGCUACCAGUGACUUCUCUGCGUUCCCACAGCCUGUGCCCGUGCAGCAAGCAUAGAUUGGGCAUCCUUGGUUCAAUUAACCAGGACUUUGAUGUCACUUUUAAGCACAUAUCUGUAUUAAAUCACAUUAAGACUAAUGUCUUAGGGCUGGGGAUAUAGUUCAGUGGUAGAGAGCUUGUUUAGCAAACCUGGAGCCCUGGGGUUGAUUUCUGACACAUAAAUAAAUGCAUCUUGUGAGUUCAAAGUCAUAGAUGCCCAUGGAAAAUCAAAGCCCCUCCCCCAAACCUCAAAACAAAGGGCACAGGACAACUACCAUUCCUUAGCUCAGUUGUAAUAAACAAACUUU
Mus caroli (Ryukyu mouse) is the source of this 1541-nucleotide messenger RNA. It is a transcript of the gene Aipl1, whose product is annotated as AIP like 1 HSP90 co-chaperone. Gene Ontology annotation, molecular function: peptidyl-prolyl cis-trans isomerase activity; protein binding. NCBI's taxonomy places the organism in Eukaryota, Metazoa, Chordata, Mammalia, Rodentia, Muridae. The record is from RefSeq and is a predicted model, not a curated record.